Molecule: messenger RNA, 991 nt
Organism: Paramecium sonneborni
Lineage: Eukaryota; Ciliophora; Oligohymenophorea; Peniculida; Parameciidae
Source: the annotation of a GenBank genome assembly
AUGAUUAUCGAAGCAAAUUCUUUAGCAGAGGAAUUACGAGGUGUUUCAAGGUACGAAAAAGUAUAUCAAAAAAAUUUUAUUUAGGUUGCUUAUGUAUCAAUUUUUAUGAUUGGAUUACUUAUAAUCAAAACUGAUGAUGCAUAUAUUACUUGUUAAAGUUCAAAUGAAUUUUAAGAAAUAAUUUGGGAAAUGGGUUUGAUACCCUUGGCCUUUGUGGGAGAUAUAACUAAAAAUAUGAAUAUAAAUAUUUUUGUUGUUGGAUUAGUUCAAUUUUUGGUCUGCCAAUUAAGGCUUCAAUUUACAAUAAUUUAUUUACUCUACAAGAUAUUAGGGCAAGGCAAAAUGGUAUUUUCAUGAAUCUAUUUAAGAGACUUAUAGCUUUCUUUAUCUUAUACCAUUGAUAACAAAUGCAAUAUUACCUCAUUAAAAAUUAUUAUUUGGCUUUGCAUAAUUUAUAUUGGUAUUAUUAAUCAUAAUGUUAAAUAAAACACUAUCGUAAGAGAAAUAAAUUAAACCAAAAAUUAAUUUAAAGUUUUAUAUAAGUAGAUUGAUAGCUUGUAUUAUAUUAAUGCAAAAAUUGGAUAUGGUUAAUAGUAAUUUUUAUGAAAAUCAAGUUAUCUUUAUGAGUAUCAUUUUUAAAUAUUCAUUUAGUUCUAAGUUUACCUAUGGUUAAAUUAUUAACCAAUUAAAUACCAGAUAUAGUAUUUGGUAUGUUGUUCUUGAUUUACUUUUACUUUAGUAAAGGAUAUCCAUUUUUAGAAAAUGUUUUGCAAUGUGUACUUAUCUGUUUUGUAAUUUUAAAACUCUUGCCUGUAAUAAUGGAUUAAAAAUUUUCAAGUAUUUAAAUAUUUUAAUAUGAAUAGUGACAAUUUCAUUACUUUUGCCAAUAAUAAUAUUGAUAUUUCCGUUGUCAGAGUAUUUUAAUGUACUAUUGAUAUUGUUAACAAUAAGUGAGCCACCAUAAAAUUUAUAUGAGUAGAUUGAAUUAUGA